AUGUCCUUCCCGCACUUUGGACACCCUUACGGCAGCGCUCCCCAGUUUCUGGUAUCUGCAAGUUCCAGCGCCACUUGCUGCGAAUCUGCCCCGCGCUCCGUCCCAGACGUGGCCUCAGGCUCCACCCCGGCUGCCGCUCUCUGCUGCGCACCCUACGAUGGUCGGCUGCUGGGUAGUGCUCGGCCAGAGCUGGGCGCGGCCUUGGGCAUCUAUGGAACCUCGUACGCGGCCGCGGCCGCAGCAGCUGCCCAGAGCUACCCAGGCUACCUGCCCUACAGCCCAGAGCCGCCCACGCUGUACGGGGCGCUGAAUCCACAGUAUGAAUUUAAAGAGGCUGCAGGGAGCUUUACACCCGGCCUGGCACAAGCAGGAGCCUAUUAUCCCUAUGAGCCAACUCUGGGGCAGUACCAAUAUGACCGGUACGGAGCGGUGGAGCUGAGUGGCACUGGCCGCCGGAAGAACGCCACCCGGGAGACCACCUCCACGCUCAAGGCCUGGCUGAACGAGCACCGCAAGAACCCCUACCCCACCAAGGGCGAGAAGAUCAUGCUGGCCAUCAUCACCAAGAUGACCCUCACCCAGGUGUCCACCUGGUUCGCCAACGCGCGCCGGCGCCUCAAGAAGGAGAACAAGAUGACGUGGGCGCCCAAGAACAAAGGCGGCGAGGAGAGGAGGGCUGACAGUGGAGCCGAGGAGGCCCUGGGCUGCCUAAAUGGCGACGCCAAAGAAGCUUCUGCAAGCCAGGAGGCUCGAGGGCUCCGGCUGAGUGACCUAGAAGACCUGGAGGAAGAAGAGGAGGAGGAGGAGGAGGAGGCCGAGGAAGAGGAGGCAGUGGCCACAGCUACCGACAGGCUGGCUGAGUUCCAUAAAGACUCGCAGGCGCUGCCUGCGCCAUACGCCGCCGCAGCUCGAGAGGCCAGGCUGGAGCGCCGGGAGGGUGGCCUGGCGGCGCGCUCCUUCUCAUUCAUUGAGCCGCUCGGAUCCGGAGAAGCUGACUUCCUCCGGGCGGAGCCCCAGGGCCCCACGUUGACCAUGCACUACGCGUGCAGCAGCGAGAAACCGCGCAUCUGGUCCCUGGCGCGCACCGCGGCAGCCAGCGCUGUCGAAGGUGCGGCUGCCACCCCUCCCAGGCCACGGAGUCCUGAGUGCCAUCUGAUUCCAGGACAGCCUCCGGGCUCGGGCGGGCGACCCGCCGUCCCCAGAGACUCCGCGUGCGAAGAGUCUUCCCGCAUAGCCAAGGCCUUCGGAAACCACCCGAUCGCCCUGCAGGGGCUGCCGAUGAACUGUGCGCCCUGCCCGCGGCGGAGGGAGCCUGCGGUGCCGUGCCAGUACCCGUCUGGAGCAGAAGGUUAGCGCAAUGGCUGCGAUUUGCAGAAGAAUCUUGGAAAUGUGCCCUACUUUUCGAACUCACCUCCACGCUCCGAAGCUGGGAGACACGUUGCCAGGGACUGGGGGCUCUCGCUUCGCCUAUGAGACAGACACACAGAAACCCUUAUACCGCUCUUCUUGCACGCGGAGCUGGGAGUGGCAGGCGGCCGUGCAUCUCUUCAGACCCGCUGGAGGAGGUGGUGCGGGGCACC
Hyaena hyaena (striped hyena) is the source of this 1580-nucleotide messenger RNA. RefSeq names its product iroquois homeobox 6 (gene IRX6). Bases 1 to 1353 code for a protein of 450 amino acids. Gene Ontology annotation, biological process: neuron differentiation; cell development; regulation of transcription by RNA polymerase II. Gene Ontology annotation, molecular function: DNA-binding transcription factor activity, RNA polymerase II-specific; RNA polymerase II cis-regulatory region sequence-specific DNA binding. Gene Ontology annotation, cellular component: nucleus. The transcript has 6 exons. The record is from RefSeq and is a predicted model, not a curated record. NCBI's taxonomy places the organism in Eukaryota, Metazoa, Chordata, Mammalia, Carnivora, Hyaenidae.